Molecule: messenger RNA, 1035 nt
Organism: Miniopterus natalensis
Lineage: Eukaryota; Metazoa; Chordata; Mammalia; Chiroptera; Miniopteridae
Gene: CCS
Product: copper chaperone for superoxide dismutase
Biological process (GO): superoxide metabolic process
Molecular function (GO): copper ion binding
Source: RefSeq, a predicted model, not a curated record
ACUCGGGGAACAGUGGGAGCGCCUGCACGGUGAGGGUCGAAGCCUCGUGCGGGAGCCUCGUGGGACAGAGAGCCUCGACCCCUGGGGCUGGAGUUCGCGGUGCAGAUGACCUGUCAGAGCUGUGUGGACGCUGUGCGCACGUCCCUGCAAGGGGUGGCAGGUGUUCAGAGUGUAGAGGUGCAGUUGGAGAACCAGAUGGUCCUGGUGCAGACCACCCUGCCCAGCCAGGAGGUGCAGGCCCUCUUAGAAGGAACGGGGCGGCAGGCGGUCCUCAAGGGCAUGGGCACUGGCCUAUUGCAGAAUCUGGGGGCAGCAGUGGCCAUUCUAGGGGGACCUGGCCCUGUGCAAGGGGUGGUGCGCUUCCUACAGCUGACCCCUGAGCGCUGCCUCAUUGAGGGAACCAUUGAUGGCCUGGAGCCUGGGCCACACGGACUCCACGUCCAUCAGUUUGGGGACCUCACAAGGAACUGCAACAGCUGUGGGGACCACUUUAACCCUGAUGGAACAUCUCAUGGGGGCCCCCAGGACUCUGACCGGCACCGGGGAGACCUGGGGAACGUCCACGCUGAUGCUCAUGGCCAAGCCGUCUUCAGGAUAGAGGAUGAGCAGCUGAAGGUGUGGGAUGUGAUUGGCCGAAGCCUGGUUAUUGAUGAGGGAGAAGACGACCUGGGCCGGGGUGGCCAUCCCUUAUCCAAGAUCACGGGGAACUCAGGAAAGAGGUUGGCCUGUGGCAUCAUUGCACGCUCUGCUGGCCUCUUCCAGAACCCCAAGCAGAUCUGCUCCUGUGAUGGCCUCACCAUCUGGGAGGAGCGAGGCCGGCCCGUUGCUGGCCAGGGUCGAAAGGAGCCGGCUCAGCCCCCUGCGCACCUCUGAGCAGGGCCUCAGCCUCAGGUCCUCACUGUCCUCCACUGGAUGCCAUGCUCCUCCAGGGGCGGGGAGGCCCUUCUGCCCGGCCCGAGGAGAACGAGGGCCUGGGGUGUGCAGGGGUUGCUGUGAUGCUCCCUUAGCAAAUUAAAAUUUUAUUUUCAUAUGGAA